This is a messenger RNA of Brugia pahangi, 3732 nucleotides long. The record is from the annotation of a GenBank genome assembly. NCBI's taxonomy places the organism in Eukaryota, Metazoa, Nematoda, Chromadorea, Rhabditida, Onchocercidae.
AUGGCAUCUGGAAAUAUCGGAAGGGAUAAUGACAUGGAGCUUAACUUCGAGAUCACCGAUCAAAAUGGUCGGGAUGCCACGCAAGAUUCAUUAACGGAAGAAGCGAAGUUCCUUCUCACUACUCAUAAACCGACACGGAUCGACAUUUUCCAGAAAGAGCGGGCGCUGUCAGAUUAUCGAAGUAACACGCUAACUCCCAGUACAGUUAAACGCACAAGAAGUGUUUUGUCAGAUGCAACACCUGUCUCGGCAGCAGCUUUCAGUGAAGACACGUUAUCAUCUCCGCAACACCAUACUUAUCUAAAUAUUGCUGAAACUAAGGAGGAAAACAAACAGCUCAGGGAGGAAAUAUUCGACUCGAAGUCACAACUGCUUUUGUUGAAAAGAAAAUUACUACCAAUAUUAGACAGUCAAGGAAAGGAUUUCAGUGAAGAAUACCUGAUGAUGCUGAAGGGACUGGAUAAUGAAAAAAUCCGGCAAGCAGAAUUGAAACAGAUAUGUCAGUUACGAAACAAAAAACUCGAUGAAGGAAAAUCGCAAACCUUAAGUGAAAGAAAUGAUUGGGAAAAGGAGCGCGAAAGGCUGCUUAUGAAUAUGAAUGAACUUACAUCCGAAUUGAAAAAGGCACGCCAGCAGUUACUUGAAAAACACGGUGAACGUGAUGAUUGCAAUGAAAGUCAGGGCGACAGUUCUUUGAGCACUAUCUCGCUAAUAUCGGAAAGAGGCAUGGAAAUCGAGAGACUGCGUUCAGCAGUUCUUCAGCAAAAUGUCGAUGAGAAGAAGUUUCGAAUGGAAAUGGAACAAAACAUAAUUCAAUUACAAGAACAGCUGAAGCUUGCUCAAGAUAAUUUGGCGAAGCAGAAUAUUAAUUACACAAAAGAGAAAACGCGCUGUGAGACAUUGAAAGCUGAAAUGACAAAGCUUCAGCAGGUUGUGACCGAAGCUAGACAGGAAGUAGAAUAUCAGAAACAGAUCUCUGAAGAGCAACUGGCUAAAGCUCAUGCUAUCAAUGAAAUUGCGUUGAAUAAACGAGACCGCACUAUUCGUAUAUUGCUAAAGAAAUUGAAAUCAGUUGAUGCUCAAGCAUCUUCCACUUCGAAAAUCGAAGCGAGCAAUUUGUCGUCACUGCGUCAUGAUGUUCCGAAUUUGAAUCCCUAUGCUCAAGCAAUACUACACCGAAUUAAUGAGUUCACUGUCGAGAAUGAUGCUAUUCGAAAGAAAGUGAUUGAAUGGGGUGCUACAAAUAUCGAUUUAACAGCAGAAAUUGAAUCUAGCGAAACGGCAUCCACUGAAGAUGAGAGCUCUGAAUGGAAUACGAAGCAUUGUGAACGCGAGAACGAAAAAUUGGCAGUAUUUCUAGCGCAAAAUAAAACUAUUCCUGAUAUUUCAAAUGAAGAAGAACUGAGAGAAAAACUUGCAUUAUUCGAUGCUGUAAAUGAUUCUGGAAGGAAAUGUCCGAAAGAGGAGUUAGAUGAUACUCCACGAAAUAUGAGGGCUUCUGAGAUGUUGAACGUAACAUCAACAGCUGAUCUUUUGAGCAAAUCUUUGACACUGACAGAAGAUCUUGGUGAGAUUAAGAAAAAACUUUCGGUUUUGCAAUCUUCUUGCACUCGUCUCUUUGAGAAAUUGCGAGGUACGGCUAACUUUUUGCAGACUCUUCUUGAUGAACUGGGCUCAGGCGAUCAAGGUAGAGAACUGCUGGCUAAGAUAGAAGCACUUCGUAUCGAUCUUGAUUACUCUCUGGCAACAGCUAUUGAUAUUAGUCGUGACGUUGAAGCCGCAGAGGAAGGCGUCGGAGAUUUGUCUGCUCAUUUGCAACAAUCAUUACUGAAUUGUUCGUUCGGUGUAUCAUCGGUACCAUCUAAUGAAAAUCAGGAUGCUCUUUCACGGGCUCAGAGAGCUUGUAGACGAUUAAAUGUCGACUUAGCAAACGAAAAAAUGAAAGUAAAUGAAUCCACUAAACUUAAUGAAAAGCUUCAAGCGCAUGUUGCCGACUUGGAAGAAUCAAAGGAAAAAUUGAUCGAUGAGCUGAAUGAAUUGAAGAAAAAUAUGGCAGAAAAAAAAAGUGAAAUGAUUUCAUCGGUGAAAGAUAUGGAAAUACAACUUCAGCAUAAGAAUCAGCAGUAUGAUGAGCUCUGUAAAAAAGUCGAGGAACUUCAGCAAACAGUUAAGGCGAAAGAAGUUUUCGCUGCGGAGAGGGAAUUCGAGAUGAAGCAGCUAAAAGAUCAAAUGAAUAAGAAGUGUCACGAAUUGGAAGUUCAAGUUAAAGAAAUUACUAACAAUCUGAAAGUAAAGGAUGAAUCAAUCGAAAAACUUCUAAUUGAUGUUGAAAAUUAUAACGACCAAUUGUCGUCACGUAACAAUGAACUAGCUCAUUACAGAAAUGAGAUUAUUGGUUUAGAGAACAAAAUGUGCGAAUUGAUUGGUACUUUAAGAGAAAAUUUGGGAAUUGUUCAGAAACAAGUUGACAAACCAGUUGUGGAAGCUGAAAAUAUGGAAAUAGCUGCAUUAACUCAACUAUCGCAAAUCGCAGCAGAUUUUGAGGAAUUAACUAAAGUCAGUAAUUAUAUUGCUGAUUUAAAAAGUCAAAUGGCUAAUCUUCAACAGAAAUUGGAUCUAUGUGAAAGAAGUCGUAAUGCCAUCAGUUUAAAAUGUCGUGGAUUGUCUGACCAAAAUGCUUAUCUUGAAGCAGAGCGUAAUGGAGACAAGCAAAAGUUAUUCACUCUUCAGCAACAAAUACAAAUAGAAAAAGAGUCGAUGAAAAUGAUGGAAAGAGAUUUACAACGUUUAAAAUCUGAAAAUAGUUAUGUCAAGGAAAAUAAUGAAAGAUUAACGAAUAUGUUAGUGAACGUGGAAACAAAAUACGAAGAAUUGAUUUCGAAACCAAAUCAUAGUUCUCUUUCCGAGAGGCAGCAUUCGGAGCGAUAUACAAUGACUGUUAGUACUAUGACUGUUAUCUCUUCGCAUGAUUUUGUUGAAUUGACGGAUAAGGCAAAAACACUUGCUUCAUUCACGAAACGAAUGUAUACACUUGCAGCCCGAUGGAAUGGCGAGACUGUUGUUACCACCAUGAUUUCAUAUAAACAGGCUGAUCUAGAUCAUCUUUAUCACACUUAUGCCCGGAUUUUGAAUUGCUUGUCAGAUGGAUUCAGUGAACUACGAAAUAGGAUAGUCUUGGGCAAAGUCAAGCUACAGUCGAUUAUUUCUGAAGAACAACAAAAUUCUCAACAGACUAAAAGUGGAAAUUCAAGAUCAAGUAAUGAGGAAUUGAGUACGAACUGUUUCAUCCCUGUAGACGGGUCACAAAAAGAGCUGCUAUCAGUUGAUCUGCGAACACUUUUCAAUGAUGCCGACCAAAUUGUUGAGAAGCUUAGUGCCAUUUCAAAUAAACUACAUAAUGCAGAAAUAUUGGAAGUGCUGUCGAACAUGAGAUUAUUACAAUUUCAAAUUGAUUAUCUGUGCGAACAUUCGCGACAUUUUGAGAAAACUAAAGAAAAUUUUGCUCCGAUGGAAGCACUUCAAUUAGAAAAUGAUCGUUUGCAAACAGCACUUACCGAUGCAAGAAUUUUGCUACAAAGAGCUCAUGAACGACUGAAUAAACUGCCUAAUUCGAAAGAUAUGUGCGAACAGAUAUUGUGUGAAAUGAACGAAAUUAGUAAAGUAAUGAAGGCGACAACGCGCGAGGUACAUCGCAUAGGAAGCCAUUCAAGAGUUGUAAAAAGCUAUAAGUAG